CUUCAGUUGAUCAUUCAAUACCUAGCAGUGCACACCCAUCAGUCGUCACCAAAACAACGAAUCUGCAGACUUUUGAAGUUCAACUAUACAGAAUGGCUGGAAAGAUCGCGAUUAUUUUGGUUAUCUUUCUCGCGUUUGCUCACCAUUUGGCGUAUGGUAAAUCCCAUUUUGAAAAGAGAGGGGGAACAUGUAGACGAAUAACGAAGUGUUGUGGCACUGAGAAGGAAGUUUGCCAAAACGGUGUUUUUUCUAAGUGGUGCUGCCCAUUAAACUGGUAUUUGGACUGUGGAUUCUUGGGUAUGGGAACUUGUUAUUGCAAAUACUUAAAUGGUAAAAAGGAACAUGGCUCAAAACCGAACUGUUAAACAGUUCAAUGCCGGAUCCGGAACAGAAAAGUAAAAGAAAUUGCAAUAAAUUUUGUUGCAAAAUGUGAA
Molecule: messenger RNA, 434 nt
Organism: Actinia tenebrosa (Australian red waratah sea anemone)
Lineage: Eukaryota; Metazoa; Cnidaria; Anthozoa; Actiniaria; Actiniidae
Product: U-actitoxin-Aer2b
Source: RefSeq, a predicted model, not a curated record